Messenger RNA from Cylindrotheca closterium, 501 nucleotides. NCBI's taxonomy places the organism in Eukaryota, Bacillariophyta, Bacillariophyceae, Bacillariales, Bacillariaceae. The record is from the annotation of a GenBank genome assembly.
AUGUCCUCGUUCAAAACAAUCACGUGGCCGUUUGCUACCCUGGGUGUAAUCUUAUCCCUCUAUGCUCUAUAUGUGGAAUACAAGAUAUCGCACAAAAAUCCUGACGAAGACGAAUUCUCGGCGCUCUGUGACAUUGAGAGUAUUGGUGCAAGUUGUAGCUCUGCAUUUGCCAUGCCCGAAGGCAAACUGGUAUCCUACUUUGGAAUUGUCCCACAAGGACAUUUGUUGGAUGUUCCAAAUGCCUUUAUUGGAUUGGUAUAUUACACCUACUGGCUUGCACUUCGUCCCAUCUUUCCUGUACCCAUGACCGCCAUGGUAUCCACACUUGCCAUGACGGCUUCGGUAUUCUUGGCCUACAAAUUAUUGGUGCUACAUGAAUUGUGCAUCCUGUGUUGGUCCACCCACAUCAUUAACCUACGACUCUUGCUCCGUGCUUAUAACAAUGUGGGAGAAUCAAAAGAACCUGUACUAAAGGAACCACCAAAGAUAAAACGAAUCUAA